Molecule: messenger RNA, 672 nt
Organism: Cinara cedri
Lineage: Eukaryota; Metazoa; Arthropoda; Insecta; Hemiptera; Aphididae
Source: the annotation of a GenBank genome assembly
AUGGAUCAAGUAGAGGACGAUUUAGAAGUUACAGGAGCAGAUAUACUCGGAAAUAUCAGCACCGGCAGGGGAAGAUCCAAGGCUUCUCAGGUCGUCAUUAAGCGAAACCCAUGGAAAAACAUCGGAACGUGGAACGUUAGGACCAUGCUAAAUGCUAGCAAAUUAGAGAAUAUUAAACUAGAAAUGAUGAGAUUAGACAUAGACAUACUAGGUGUGAGCGAAGUUAGAUGGUCAGGAAAUGGUGAUUUCUGGUCAGACGACUACCGCGUUAUCUAUUUUGAUGAUGAAACACCAGGACGAGCGGGUGUAGGAUUUAUUAUAAAUAAGAAGUGGGGCCACCAAAUAGCUAGCAAAAUAACAUAUAACGAUAAGCUUAUAUUGAUUAAGCUUAGAGCUAAACCAAAUGAUAUAGUACUAAUCCAAGUGUAUUUUCCCACAUCAGAUACAGAAGAUGACGCCAUAGAAGAGGUAUAUUCUGGCCUAGAAGAGCUUUGUAAACUAGCAAAAGGAGAAGAUAAUUUAAUAAUAAUGGGUGAUUGGAAUGCUAUAGUAGGAGAAGGUGCAGAGGGUCAAGAAGUAGGUGCAUUCGGUCUAGGAACUAGAAAUGAAAGAGGAGACCGCCUUGUAGACUUCUGUAAGCAACAUGAUAUGACCAUAACUAAUACAUUCUAA